GCUAUUAAUUUUAUUGCUGCGUCCUAGACUCCUCGACAAUUUAAACUUAUUUCACAAAGAGCAUCCAACUCGGAAUGUCUUCAUAUUACUUAAAAUGCAUACUCCUGCUAUGGCCAGCUGUCUUGAACGGAAUAGCAUGUUUUCGAUGCGAUAGAAGACCGUAUGGUUCAACGACUCAAGCCUCUCCAUCGGACGGGCGUUUCAAACUUAUCGUUUUGGGAUUGGAUAACCAUGCAUAUAUCCCGGAAGAAGUUUAUACAGUGAAAAUUACGGAAACAGACGGUGAAAGUCAGUUCACAGGCUUCAUGAUAUCGGCUGAAGGCGACACUAAACCAGACCCGAGGAAUCCAAGGCGGUUAAUAUCCUUGUUCCCCGGGGAAAUUAGGCCGCGCUCCCCUGCCACUGCUAGGUACAGCGAUCGAUGUCUCUAUUCCGUCGAACAAGCCUUAGGCUCUGUGAAGUCUAGUGUUGAGGUUUUCUGGCAAGCCCCGCCAUCAGGGCAUGGUUGUGUCACCCUGCGCGCGAUGGUCAUGGAGAAUGAUGAGAUGUGGUUCGAAGAUGGCGCGCCAUUAACCGAGAAGCUGUGCGAAGACCUGAGGCAGCCAGAUGACGUCGCGCCCUCGCUUAACUACGAGUGCCAGAUAUGUGACGAGGCUAAAUAUGAGAUAUCAUUCACGGGCUUUUGGUCCCGUAACACCCAUCCCAGGCUGUACCCUGAGAAUGACUGGGUGCCGCGCUUUAGUGAUCUGGUCGGGGCUUCCCACACCAUCGAAUAUUUUCUAUGGGCUCCUGGCUCUUUGGCCUCUGAGGGUUUCCGAGUUCUCGCUGAACACGCUAACUCCAGUCAACUGGAGGCUGAAAUACGUGCAAAGAUUGGAGACGGAGUGCGUACAUUAAUCAAAGGCAAAGGUCAUGGUUACCGUAAAAUGAAGAAUCCUACAUAUGCAUUCUUUCGCACGGACAAGGACCAUCACCUGGUAUCCGCUGCUGUGGCUCUUUAUCCUUCUCCAGACUGGUUCCUGGGGGUGACCAGGUUUGAACUCUGCCAGGAAGACAACACCUGGCUUAAGGAACGGGAAUUGAACCUAUACCCAUGGGACGCUGGCACUGACAGCGGUGUUUCAUACGAGUCACCAAAUAUCCAAACUUACCCACAAGAUGCGAUUUCAAGAGUGCAAAUGAGUUCUUACGACAAAAACUCGCCAUUCUACGAGAUGGACAUGAAAGACAUGCAUCCAUUCGGUAAACUCCACAUCAAGCUUGUAAGGACUUAUCAAAGGGACUGUACGGAAGAAACAACAGAAAAACCAGAAGUGACAGAAGCCUCAACCGAGGCUGAGAAUGGUACAACAACAGAAACAACAGUCACUGAAGAGAGUACCAAACCCGAGGAGCCAGAGCCACCUUCCAGGUACCAAAACGUACAGAUAGGUAGCGGCGAGCUAGGGGGCGAAAUGCCAAUAGUAACGGAUCCAGAAUCACCAGAAGACUGUCCCAUGUCUCAGUGGCUUGAGUGGAGUCCUUGCGAAGGUCCUUGUGAAGGAGACACGAUGAAAGGGUACAGGUGGAGGGAGAGAUACCAUCUCGUGGACGGUGUUGCUGUUGAGAAGUAUGAUCCGCAUGCUACACAUACAUCGGACAAGGAAGUUUCUAAGUACUGCAAAAGCCAUUACGAUGACUUCGAGCAGGACGAAUGCGAAGACGAUUGUUCAGACGACGACGCGAGCGAAGAGGAAGAAGAAAUUAAAGUGGAUCGCAGAAUCAUGCCGCCAAUCACGCCAGGAGGGUCGUGGUCAAAGAGACGCGAAAUAAACAAGCCAAAAUAUUUUUUGCACAGAAAUUGAUUCGUUUUAAGUACAUAUUUACUCUUUAUUCUAGAUUUAUAUAGUUUUAUUAAGAUUGAACAGAAUAAACAAUUCACUGUAA
Messenger RNA from Manduca sexta (tobacco hornworm), 1926 nucleotides. RefSeq names its product spondin-1. The record is from RefSeq and is a predicted model, not a curated record. Bases 75 to 1844 code for a protein of 589 amino acids. NCBI's taxonomy places the organism in Eukaryota, Metazoa, Arthropoda, Insecta, Lepidoptera, Sphingidae. The transcript has 11 exons. Gene Ontology annotation, cellular component: extracellular matrix. Gene Ontology annotation, biological process: cell adhesion.